GCUGCAAGCGUUUAUGUUGGUUGUGAAGUUUAUCAAUACAUUCAAUUAAUCAAUGGGGGAGAAAAUGAGUCAACUUACUAUAGAGGACUGAGUUUGCAAUCACCAACUCUAUUCCGCUUCUUAACUACGCUGAUGCAAUUGAAAGAGCUCAACAAGACGAGAAAAAAAGAAGACUCGUCACUCACAAACUCACAAAUUAACAGUGGAAAUCCCAUCCACGUUGCUACUUUCUCAAAUUCUGAUUCGACUUCCAAAAUUGAUGCAAAUAAAGGAAAAAGAUUGAGAAAGAGUUCUAUCAAAGAAGAUGAUGACAUUGUUUUUCAAGUGAUGAUGAUGAUAUCACCAUUAGCAUCA
This is a messenger RNA of Striga asiatica, 354 nucleotides long. The record is from the annotation of a GenBank genome assembly. NCBI's taxonomy places the organism in Eukaryota, Viridiplantae, Streptophyta, Magnoliopsida, Lamiales, Orobanchaceae.